CUAACUCAAGACAUUAUUUCAGAUAUUUAUUUAAUAAAACCGUAGUUUAUGAUUAUAAAAUUAACUUGGACUUUAUAUUAUGUCCCUCCCACUCGAAUGCAGUUUGAUAAAAAUGAGUCAAUGUGUUCGGAUCUGCCUGCUUCCCAGUAGCCUGCAGUAUGCAGUAGUUCUCAUUCGAUCGCAGAAGCUGAUCGUGAUAAGAGGUAUUCAAUUAAAAUUUUUUUAUCGAACACACCAUGGAAGGGGGCAAAGCAAUUUUGCAUAGUUCUGAUCUAACAUUCGAAUAUAUAUACGACGACGAAAAACACGUUUCAUACAUGCCGGACUCCAAAUUAAGUGUAGGUCUUCUAGAUCCGGAAACUUGCAUCAAGUGUCCGCGGUGUCAUAAGUCCAUUUUGUCCACCAAAGUUCUAAAAAGCUAGUGACGAAUGCAAAUAACCUUCAACAUACAUACAUUAUCUAUUACUAAACUUCAAUACU
Molecule: messenger RNA, 480 nt
Organism: Drosophila mauritiana
Lineage: Eukaryota; Metazoa; Arthropoda; Insecta; Diptera; Drosophilidae
Exons: 1
Coding region: 237-422 (61 amino acids)
Source: RefSeq, a predicted model, not a curated record